GCAUUCGGGCUGUUGUGGUCGUGGAGUGUGGAGCUGACGGAGCCCCGGUGCGGAGUCGGGCGGCGUGGCGUGCCUUCUGCUCGGGACCUGCUGUAGCGGCGCCGGGUGGCGACCGUCGAGUGUGCUGACCCGUCGUGACCCACGGUGACCUUUGGUGACCUGCCGUGGCCGUGAGCGGUGCUCUGUGUGCGGCUGGUGCCGGCCCCGGCCGGGGGAUGUCCGCCGCUGUCUGAGCGUGCAGUGCCGCCGUGCGGGAUGUUGCGAGUUUGAGGCGUGUGACCCGACCUCGGUCCGCCCCGACCCGGUCCGUGAGCGUGCAGUGUCAGUGAGCGCGAGACUCACCCGGAGCAGCAGCCAUGGAUGUGUACCCGAGCGGCAACAUCUUCCAGGAGCUGAAGCUGGUGCUGGACAAGGGCUGCUUCCUCUCGUCGUGCUCGCUGGAAGAGCGCUGGCAACAGACAUGUUACGAGAUGGAGAAGUACCUGAAGGACGAGCCGAAGCUCAAGUCGUACAAGAAGCUGCCGUCCGAGCUGGACUCGGCGGCGGCGCGGUGGAAGUCGGAGCCGGAGCCGGACGACGGCGAGUACCUGUUCUCGUCGCGCGACUCGCUCGACUCGCUCAGCGUCAGCUCCGGCUCGUCGGCCAACUGGGAGACGGCCAGCGUCAAGACCGAGGAGCCCGAGUCGGAGAGCGACUCGGAGAUGGAGGACGCCGCCGGCCGGCUGCUGGCCCACUCGCUCACGCCGCCCUCCAGUCCCGAGUGGCCGCCGGCGGCGCGGCUGGCCGGCCGCGGCACGCUCCAGGUGCGCUUCACGUCGCGCGCCGGCGGCCUCAUCUCGUGCCUGCCGGGCCUGUCGCUCAAGGCGGGCCACGGCCGGCCGGCGCGCGCCGACUCCUCGCCAGAUGGCAAGCGGCGGAUACACAAGUGCCUCUUCUCCGGCUGCAAGAAGGUCUACACCAAGUCGUCCCACCUCAAGGCCCACCAGCGGACACACACAGGCGAGAAGCCGUACCGGUGCUCGUGGGAGGGCUGUGAGUGGAGGUUCGCCAGGUCCGACGAGCUCACCCGACACUACCGCAAGCACACGGGCGCCAAGCCGUUCAAGUGUGAGAGCUGCGAGCGGUGUUUCUCUCGGUCCGAUCACCUGGCGCUGCACAUGAAGCGCCACCAGGCCGAGCUAUGAUAGCGCCGGCCGCCAGCCGCCGCCGCCGAGCCGUCAGGGACAACACUGCCACAGCGUCAUUCCAGAGCGCCGCGCCGGCCGCCCUCCUCCCACCUCCCGGCUCCCCUCUGCAGAGGGGCAGAGGGGACGGGGAGAGGAGAGAGCGCCGAGCCGGACACUCGCGUGCCGCCCGCCCGACGCGCCACAAGAUAAAUCGCCGAUCGGUUCGGAGGCUCUGUUUAUGAAAUUUGUGACCGCCAGUGCCGCUCGCUGAGCCGCGGCUCCGCGGAGCGAUUUCGUCCGGUAGCAGCACGCCGAUAGCGCCGACACGCGAGGCCGCACCGGUGACGGCCCACGGCAGGCUGUCGGCCCGUCACCCGGACCCGCUGUCGGCAGCGGCGCGGCUCCGCGACACACUCCGUUCAGUUGGCGCCGGCCCCGCCGCUUCUCCGCCUGCCAACGCGACCGUCACCGGCCGCAAACAGGACUGCAUCGCUUCCGACUAUUUUUUGGUGUUCUUACUGUCCCUGUGACGCUAAACGCAUCUCGCCGGUGAUUCUGUCCCAAUCAGAGCCUUCGAGUUCCGCCGCGUGGCGCGGAGCGGGCACCGAGGACGGAGUCGAGAGUCCACUGCUCGUGGCUCGCGCGGUGAGCGGGGGACCGGCCGACAGCCGCCCCCGGAACAGACUCGACGGCGUGGGGUGUCCACAGUUCAAAGCUAACAAAGCUUUAAUGGCGCGCGGCGGCGAGAAGACGAUGGUGCGAGACGAGAGAGCGACGAAGUGCAAACCUGUCCACCGCGCGGAGCGUGAUCCGGCGGUGGCGGGACGAAUCUGUGAUGAGCGACGCGCCGUGUCGGUGUGUCGGCUCCCGGAGAUGGCCGACCAUCUCCGCGGCGCGCACCUAUGUGUCUCUGAGUGUGAGUGUGUGACCGCGAGAGACAGCGCCGCGCGCGAGUAGACUGGCGUAGAGCGGACACGGUCCGCCGCUGUGUCCGGUUUGUAUGCGUUGUUUUGUUGUUUGGUCCGAGCGCGCAGUGGGUGAACUCUUUUGGUCGCCGUUUUGUUUUUCGCCGUCUUCGAGAAAACGAGAAAUUGUCAGACUCGUCUUCGCUGUGACUCAAUCAAAAUAACCACUCGUACACCGAAAGCUUCCUUCAAAUUAUAGAGUAUAUCCAACUUUUCAGCCCCGAUUGUAAGGUGCUUCUUACAAACGAUAUGGCGGUCGAGUUUCUAAGGUGCGCGCUCUUUAUAUAAAUGAAAUUGUGACCGAGUUGAUCUUUAUGCGCGUGAUAUGUGGUUAGCGAUAACGAAUUCCUUGGUCGUCAAUGAUGGUUGAGAAAGAUGCGUCUGCUAACUCAAAGUGCGUGUUCGUCAUUCGAAUUUUGUUUACGAUGAAAUGCAGGCCUUUACGGCUGGGAGCUUUAGGUUUAUAGCUAACCGUGAUGUGAGACUUUGUCACCGCACCAUUCAGCCAUCGGACGUACAUUGUGAGUAGUUGACCAGACAUCAACCAUCGUGUUCAUGAAUCAUGCAUCUUGUCUCACGCGUGUGACUAUAAUGGUGCGUCCGACUGUCUGAGCUGCCUGUGUGCGUGCGACUCCGACACUGCUUACUGGGAUAAACGUCAACCGGCCCUGGCCGGUCUAGGGCCGGUCUAUGGCGGCCCCAGAUCGGCGCAGGGCCCGUGCCGCCCAUCCGCCUGCUCCGCCUCUGGUCUCUCCGUCUCUCUGUCUCACUUGUCGGUCGGCUCGGAUCUCAGACUGUUCAGUCCGCCGCGGAAGGGUGCCGUGGCGCACGUGCAUUGCUCUCGGCUGUCCAGAGAAUGGUCUCUGUUUUCCGACGGUUCUUCUGUCUCUGCUUCUGGUGACGCCUCCUGUAUACUGAGUGCGAACGAGUCAUAAAGAGGGCAGCGAAACGAA
This is a messenger RNA of Amphibalanus amphitrite, 3084 nucleotides long. RefSeq names its product Krueppel-like factor 6. Bases 357 to 1184 code for a protein of 275 amino acids. The transcript has 3 exons. NCBI's taxonomy places the organism in Eukaryota, Metazoa, Arthropoda, Thecostraca, Balanomorpha, Balanidae. Gene Ontology annotation, biological process: regulation of transcription by RNA polymerase II. Gene Ontology annotation, molecular function: RNA polymerase II cis-regulatory region sequence-specific DNA binding; DNA-binding transcription factor activity, RNA polymerase II-specific. The record is from RefSeq and is a predicted model, not a curated record.